Zophobas morio is the source of this 6704-nucleotide messenger RNA. RefSeq names its product serine/threonine-protein kinase Genghis Khan (gene gek). The record is from RefSeq and is a predicted model, not a curated record. Gene Ontology annotation, cellular component: cytoskeleton; cytoplasm. Gene Ontology annotation, molecular function: protein serine/threonine kinase activity; ATP binding. The transcript has 27 exons. The coding region runs from base 240 to 5459 and encodes 1739 amino acids. NCBI's taxonomy places the organism in Eukaryota, Metazoa, Arthropoda, Insecta, Coleoptera, Tenebrionidae. Gene Ontology annotation, biological process: actomyosin structure organization; peptidyl-threonine phosphorylation.
AUCAGUCGUUAUCAUAAGAUAUACCAUGCAGAGUAGUAAUUUUAUGUAUAAUUUGUUACUUCCUGUAUGUAAAAUAAUGGGAGGGUACGAGGUGCAACUGCAACACUCAUUGGACUCAGUGGGGGAGUUGUAAAAAUGGCUACCAAAAGUUAUCAAUGAAGUGUAUUUUAAAUGGCCAAAUAAUGUUGAUAAUUUACUGCUGAUCUAUUUGACAAAGAUGGUACUGCUGCACAAGACAAAUGAGUGAAAAUAGUGUGGGGGCCAUGCCGGGCGUGGCCGGGGCAGGGGAAAGACGCCUUCGACAACUGGAAGCUCUUUUCCUUGGAGGUCCUAUAGUGGCCAAGGGACAGAGUUUCAGUAUAGAAACUCUUAUUGACAUUCUCAUAGUUCUCUAUGACGAGUGUUGUAAUUCUAGUUUACGCAAAGAAAAAACUGUUUCAGACUUUAUUGAAUAUGUUAAACCUGUAGCUAAUUCUGUAAAGUCUCUGAGAUUAACGAGGGAUGAUUUUGAAAUAAUUAAAGUUAUUGGUAGAGGAGCUUUUGGUGAAGUUUGUGUAGUAAAAUUUAGAGGUUCUGAAAAAGUUUUUGCAAUGAAAAUAUUGAACAAGUGGGAAAUGUUGAAAAGGGCGGAAACGGCGUGUUUCAAAGAAGAAAGGGAUGUGCUGGUUUAUGGAGAUCGAAGGUGGAUUACACAUUUACAUUAUGCAUUUCAAGAUGAAUCUAAUUUAUAUUUAGUUAUGGAUUAUUAUUGUGGUGGAGAUUUGUUAACCUUAUUAAGUAAGUUUGAAGAUCGUCUUCCUGAAGAUAUGGCACGUUUUUAUAUAGCAGAAAUGGUUUUGGCCAUUGACUCUAUACAUAAACUUCAAUAUGUACACAGAGAUAUUAAACCUGACAAUGUAUUACUUGAUGCAAAUGGUCAUAUUAGACUGGCAGAUUUUGGUAGUUGUUUAAGAUUGAAUGAGGAUGGCACAGUACAAUCAAAUGUAGCUGUGGGUACUCCAGAUUAUAUUUCCCCAGAAAUUCUUAGAGCUAUGGAAGAUGGGCAAGGUAGAUAUGGACCUGAGUGUGACUGGUGGUCUUUAGGAGUAUGCAUGUAUGAAAUGUUAUUUGGCGAGACACCUUUUUAUGCUGAGAGUUUGGUAGAAACGUAUGGAAAAAUAAUGAAUCACAAAAAUUGUUUUGAUUUUGCUACUGACGUUGACGUAUCUGACGCAGCCAAAGAUUUAAUCAAACAACUAAUAUGUAGUCAAGAAUUUCGGUUAGGGCAAAAUGGAAUUCAGGAUUUUAAGAAUCAUCCCUGGUUUGAAGGGGUAGACUGGGACGGUAUUAGAGAUAGUAAUGCGCCUUAUAUUCCCGAAGUUUCAAGUCCCACAGAUACAUCUAACUUUGAUGUAGACGACGCUGAUAUCCGAUUGUCAGACGCUAUGCCUCCAACUGCCAAUAAUGCCUUUACGGGACUUCAUUUGCCGUUUGUAGGCUUUACUUUUACGCAAGGAAGUUGUAUUUCUGACUUAAGCAAUCUUUAUACAAAUUUAACUAAUAACCUAACCGAAAAACAAAACAAGCGCAAUAAUGGCGAAAUUUUAAGUUUAAAUUUGACCCAGGAAAAAGAUAUAGAGAAAAGAAUGUCACCAGACGGUACGAGAAAGCUACAGGACGAAAUUAAUGUGUUAACGAAACGAAACUGCGAACUGGAGUCACAGCUAAAGAGUUUUGAAGCUGGCCAUUCAAAAGAGAUGUUCAUAGAUUCUCUAGAUGGUGCUGAAAGUGCACGGGUGAAGGAAUUGGAAAAAUUGAAUCGAAUUUUAAAACAAGAAAAAGAUGAAGCACAGAAGGAAAAAAUGGAUCUUUUUGAAAAAUUGAAGUUUCAAGAUAAAGAACUGAAAGAUGCGUUGGCACAAAAGAAAUUAGCUAUGGCUGAAUACACUGAAGUUUCAGACAAGUUGUCAGAAUUAAGACAGCAGAAACAAAAGUUCAGUAGACAAGUGCGAGAUAAAGAAGAAGAAUUAGAAACUGUUAUGCAGAAAGUCGAUUCUUUAAGAAACGAUAUAAGGCGAGCGGAAAAAUUGAGAAGAGAAUUAGAAUCUCGAGUCGAAGAAGCUUUGGCUGAAGCUACGAAGGAAAGAAAGUUACGAGAACGUUCCGAGGAGUACUGUCGACAGAUGCAAGCGGAAUCGGACAGGUUAAGAGUAAGGAGUGAACUAGGCCCCCGAGAUCAACAAGAUUCGCUAAGGCUUAAGGCUGAGCUGGAAAAAUUAGAGGUUCAGUAUAACGAAAGUUUAACACAACAACAGGCCAGGUAUAAUUUGGAAAUAUCAUCACUACGGGAACAACUUCACGAGGCAGAAUCACAUAGAGAACUCCUUGAACGAGAAGUUCAAAAUCUGAAAGAAAAACAAGAAAAACAUAGGGUAGAAGCUAUUUCCGAUUCUGAACAAAUGAUUGCAGAGUUAAAUCGUAGACACGAACGUGAUAAACAGAUUUUGUUGGAAGAUAGUCAUAAACUUACAUCAAAUGUAGAGUUUCUGACUGAGUCCGUGGAACGUUUGCAAUCCGAAAGGGCCACUUUGGAAGCGGAAUAUGAACAAUUGCGCAACAAACAGGAAGCUUUGGGACAGUGGGAAUCACAAUUAGCAGAGAUAAUCCAGUGGGUUAGUGACGAAAAAGAUGCAAGAGCUUAUCUCCAAGCUCUCGCUACUAAAAUGACAGAGGAAUUAGAUUACCUUAAACAUGCUGGAGUAUCGAAUGCUAUGGGAGGUACUGACAAAAACUGGAGGAAUAGGAGAUCUCAGAAACUAGAUAAGAUGGAAUUGCUGAAUCUUCAAAGCUCCUUGCAGUCGGAAAUACAAGCUAAGCAGGCGAUUAAUGAAGAACUGAGUAAAACAAGAGAGGCCUUAUUAGAAGCUCAAAAGGAAUUGAGAGAUUCAAGACAACGAAAUGAAGCGUUCGCACUGGAUCUCAAAAGGAAAGAAAAACAGGUUAAAGAUAUGCAAAAUCGCCUGGAUUCAGAUGGAUCAAGUGUUGGAAUUUCAUCUUUCAUCAAGCGUCAUAUUAAGGUUUUGGAAAGACCGUCGUCGCAAAUGUCGUACCUUGAACAAUUCCUCAAAGAAAACAACUCAUUGCAAGUUCAAAGUCAGACUUACGAUAAUGUACCUGUUCAGUCUCUGUUGUAUCAAGGCGGAUCUAUAGAAUCUGAAGAAGGUGAUAUUGAAGACAAUAGAGCUUUAAGUAUAACAAGUUCAAAAAGUAACUUGUCUGAAUUAAGCAUGCACGAUUCUCAGUCUCCCAUGAAACAUAAAAACCAUCAAUUUCUCGUGCGUACUUUUUCUAGUCCUACAAAAUGCAAUCACUGCACAUCGUUGAUGGUUGGUUUAAUGCGUCAGGGUAUGGUUUGUGAAAUUUGUGGUUUUACGUGUCAUACAGCAUGCUGUCCACACGUGCCUGCGAUAUGUCCUUUGCCUUCUGAUCAAACUAAGAGACCACUGGGAAUUGAUCCUACUCGAGGUAUAGGCACUGCUUAUGAAGGGUAUGUCAAAGUACCUAAACAAGGCGGAGUUAAAAAGGGUUGGGUCAGACAAUUUGUUGUUGUUUGUGACUUCAAACUGUUUUUAUAUGACAUAUCAGCAGAUCGAAAUGCCUUACCAAGUGUUCAUGUAGCUCAAGUCUUAGAUAUGAGGGAUCCACAAUUUAGUGUUUCUAGCGUUAAGGACUCUGAUGUUAUUCACGCGAACAAGAAGGACAUUCCUUGCAUUUUUAAGAUUACUACUUCGUUAAUGGAACCUCCUGGCCCGCGAAACUCAACCCUCAUGUUAGCAGAUAGUGAAGCCGAAAAGAACAAAUGGGUUGUUGCUUUAGCAGAACUCCAUCGGAUAAUGAAAAGGAAUAACUUACCGAAUACUACCGUUCUUUUAGCGCGCGAAUUAAUCGAUAAUUCGUUGACACUGUUACGAAAUACCCUCAGUGCUGCUAUCAUAGAUCCCGAUCGUAUAGUCUUAGGUGCUGAAGAAGGACUCUAUUGUGUUGAUUUAGAUAGAACAGAAAUUGCUAGAAUCGGCGAAGGCAAAAAGAUAUUCCAGUUAGAGUACAUAAGCGAGGAACACCUUCUGGUUGUUGUUAGUGGCAAACAAAGAUAUGUCAGAUUAGUGCCAAUUCGUGCCCUCGAUGGUGAUGAAACGGAAUGGAUUAAAGUCGCUGAGAGCAAGGGAUGUUCGGUGCUAUCAGUAGGACCGUUAGUAAGAGCACCAUUGACUUUUUGUUUAUGUAUAGGAAUAAAGAAACAGCAAAAUUCUUCCACUGUUAUUAUAUAUGAAAUAACUAGGACACGAACUAGGCAUCACAGAAUUCGUGAAAUUAACGUUGCGGUACAUGUACAAUCACUGCAGUUGUUGUCAGACGGACGGUUAUGCAUAGGAUCGCCUUCUAACUUUACAGUGUACAAUCUUCAAGUUGAACAACCUUUGUUUUCUUUAUUGAGUUCAGAGAAUCCAUUACAUUCAACUUUGGGUUGUAAUGCGGUUGAAGCGUUAAGAGUUAUUGAAUUGCCACGACAUGAGUAUCUUCUAGUUUUUGGAACUUUGGCGGCCUACGUAGAUCGACAUGGUCGAAAGUCGAGAGACAGAGAAAUCAUGUAUCCGGCGGUUCCUACUGCAAUAUGUUAUAGAGACGGACAUCUUAUAGUCUACAGUGAAACACACAUCGAUAUUUUUAAUUGUGCGACAGGUGAAUGGGUUCAAACGGUCAACAUUAAAAAAGCUAAACCUCUCAACGACACAGGAGCCCUUUCUUUGUGUAUUUUAAAUGAUUUGACACAUUUGUUAUAUUUGUCUAAUAUCCAUCAGCGUGAACUCAUCAAUUUAGAUAAUGUCGUAACGUUAGAUAGAGAGGGACGAACACUUCAGAGACCCAGGAGAAGAUUUUCACUUCGAGAGGGUAACAGGUCACAACGAAUAAAUACCGACCGUCGAUCAAAGUUAAUAUCGGCACCAACUAAUUUCAAUCACAUAAGUCAUAUGGGUCCAGGUGAAGGAAUACAAAGACAGAGACUAAUUGAUCUUUCAACAAAUUUAGUUGAUAACACGGAUCAGUCAUCUUACGUUUCACAAGCGCAACCUCGACAACAAGCUAAGAUGGCACCUCUUCCACCAAAGCACGGUGAACGUAAACGUUUGGAAAUAUCAAAUCCAACUCCCAUUCGGCCACAGUUUCCAGCGUACAAUGGUGCAAAGAGAGCGGCACCACCUCGACCAAGAGAUCUUCCACCAGCUCUACCUAGACCUUCCGACACAUCGCCUUCCCCAGAUCCAGCUAGUAUCGGAAGUAUGUCAUCUCUACAUGAUAUGAUUAAGGCAACUGAAAAAGGAAGCCCUCGUCAUUCAAUUGCAAGCAACAAUAGUUCUAAUCUCUCCACACCGCCGUCACCACAAGCAGAUCAUCAUAAUAGUUCGAGUUACGAUAGCUAAACGUCGAUUUGAAAACUAUGUGGAAUAAUCAGUAGCAAUUAUUAGAAUAAUUCGCAAAUAACAGUUGACGAUGUAAGUGCGAAAAUGUCUGAUAACAUGCAAAGUGUUCAAGGAAAGUUGUGUUUAAACCAAAAUUUAACAAAAAGUUAGGGAGUUGAAAUAAACAUAGUUCGUAGUAAUAUUUUUUAUUUGAACACUUUGUAUGUACCUAUGAAUAAACUUUAGUUACCUCAGUACAUUUUAUUAUAGUGGCAAAAAAUAAAAUAACAUUUUAAAACUGGUAAAUGACAUUUUAUUGUAUUUAUUUAUUUAAGGUGGCACUGUACUUAUUUUUUUCUAUUUUGUAAAUUUUUGUGUAUUUUUUUGUUUUUCUAUUUUAAAUAGUGUAAAGUACUACACUUUGUAAAAUAAUUCGAGUCAAUUAAUUAACUGUUGUAAUAUUAAUUUUAUAUAAUACAAAUUUGAUGUUAUUAUUUAUAUAUUAGGCUUUAUUACCGCAGCAUUACGUAAUACUGCCAAAAUUUUACUGGAUAUAUUAUGUUCUUAUAUUUAUACUUAUUUAUUGCUUGUUUUUUUAUGAUUUUUUAUCAAUAAAAUUAUCUUGUACUAGUGAUAUUUAAUAGUAAAAUAAGUCAAAGGUAUUUCGAUAUUCAUAUAGUCUUAUUUAUUACUGUAUAUCCAAUCUUUAGUACAAUUUUGUAUUAGUUUUCAACACAUGGCAAGACAAUAUCAAUUUUUAACAGGUGGAGUAGUAAUUAUAAUGUUUAAAUUCUUAGAUUUUGUACUGUGAAUUUUCAAAUUUGAGUAUGAAAUAGUCAUAUUAAUAGUUGUUUUUAUGUUUAUGUUACAUUAUAUAGGAAAGACAUUUUAUAUAUUGGUGCACUAAAAUUUGCCUUUUAAUUAUUUGUGAUGGGAUCGUUUUAUUCAACUUAAACUAGAAAAAUAAACAUGUUUCCAGAACAAUAUGACAAAGGCAUUAUGUAACAUAUUAGAUGACAUAAUAUUUAUUUUAUUAAUAGAGUAAUUUAUAUUAACAAUAACAAUAAUUAUGAAGCAUAUAGUAUUAUAUUACUAAAUCUAAACAUUAACCGAAACUGUGUUGAGAACUUUGUUUUUAUGUAUUUUAUUACAUCAAUUUUUUACACCAUUUUAAUAAUCAGUUUCUUUUAACUUCCCUUUCUAACUCGAAUUUACCUUUUUUAUUGUAUUUAUUUCUUGCUGUAAUAAAAAGUUUUAAUAUUUCAA